GGCUGGCGGAAUAAAAAGAGUAGAGGUGGAGAUGGGAGCAAGCGAGGCAAGGCGAUGGCCCACCAGGCAGGAGCACUGGCUGAGAUGCCUGGUAGGACUCGGGGGUCUGUGAAGCCGCGGAGCGGGUUGGCUGCAGCGCGCUGUGGUGCACGCGGAGGAGAGGGGCUGCGUGACAGCCGGGCCUGACGAGGAGACCGUGUGCACCUCAGCCUCAGGGGGCCUGCCCGCCCGGGUCCCCGCUCCGGACCCUGAACCCGAGGAGACGCUGAGUCUGGGCCAGCUGCCCGUGGAGCUGCUCGAGAUGGUGCUGGUCCACGUGCCCCCCCACAUGCUGCUCGGGCACUGCCGCCAGGUGUGCCGGCGCUGGCGCGACCUGGUGGACUGCCAGGCCCUGUGGCUGAGCAUCCUGACCCAAGACCACGCCUCCCUGUCCCCCAUCCUCAGCACCUGCCUGCCCCCCGCCGACGGCGACCCCAGGCCCUGCGUCCUGGGCCGCUUCUGCGAGCGCAGACCCAUAGGACGGAACCUCUACCAGAAUCCCACGGGCCUAGAAGGCUUCCGGAACUGGACAAUGCAGGGAGGUGGAGCCGGCUGGGGAGAGGAGGAAAACUUGGAGGUCAGGCUUGGGGCCAAUUCCCAGGCCUCCUUCCUGUCUGCCUACAGGUGGUGUCACAAAAAGAAAGUUUUGGACCUGGAGAAGGAGGGUCUGUGGCGGGAACUCCUGGAUAGUGGAAAGCUUGAGAUUUGUGUCUCUGCCUGGUGGAUAGACCAACAAGGCACGGCCUGUGUAUAUGAGCUAACUGUCCAGCUUCUAGAUGCCAACCACACUGUACUACAUAACUUCUCUCCUACACCUAUGCCCAUCCAGCAAGGUAGAAACAGUGUCCCCUUUGAGGUCAACCAUGUGUUCUUCAACUUCAAGAUGGGCGUCCGCUUUGUGUCUGUUGAACAGUGGAUUUGGGACUUGGGGUUCUGGCCUGAGCAAUAUGGAAUCUAUCUGCCCAAUGCCAGUGUGAUUCCACGGGUCCGUCUGUUCUAGUGAAGGACUAUCCUUGUAAAGCAGCCUGACAGGUGCCUUCCAGGAACUGGGACCGUGGGCAGGGCCAUCUCAGUAAUCAAGGGCUUGUAACUCCCCUGGCAUCCUGGGAUCUCCUGGGUCCAGUCUGAGGGUCCUAUUGGGCCCUGUAUUCAGGUUCUGGAAGCUACUAGAAGAAUGUUCUUCCACCAGAUUUACAGCUCCUGCUGCUCUAAGGCAGCUCCCAAUCUACUAAGUAGAGGCUCAGGCGUGAGCAGGGGAAAUGCUGAAUCAGGAGAGGGCUUCUCCCCCUCCCCCCACGCCAGGACCCCCUGGUUCAGCCCCAGUGCCCUCUGCCCUUGUCUCCUCCUGGUUCUGCACCAGAGGCUUUAUUAGUCCCAUGGUGCAGGAAGCCCUCUCAUGUCUGAAGUAAAAGCUCAUAGCUAUGGAAUUCUUUUCAAACAUGGAGAGAAUAAAUGAGCAAUAUAUCUGCCAA
This is a messenger RNA of Hippopotamus amphibius kiboko, 1511 nucleotides long. Its product is annotated as F-box only protein 27-like. Lineage: Eukaryota; Metazoa; Chordata; Mammalia; Artiodactyla; Hippopotamidae. Gene Ontology annotation, biological process: SCF-dependent proteasomal ubiquitin-dependent protein catabolic process; glycoprotein catabolic process. The record is from RefSeq and is a predicted model, not a curated record. The transcript has 6 exons. Bases 302 to 1039 code for a protein of 245 amino acids. Gene Ontology annotation, cellular component: cytoplasm; SCF ubiquitin ligase complex. Gene Ontology annotation, molecular function: ubiquitin protein ligase activity; protein binding.